CCCGAUACAAGUGGACCAAACUCCAAUGUAUAUUUUAUUUGAUUAUUGUGUGUGUAUAUAUUUAUGUUGUAAAAAUCCAACACUAUCUAUCUUUUCACAUUCGUCACAUCCCCACUAGAGAAAGAAAGAGAUAUUUGUCUCUCUCUCUCUCUCGUUUUCGCUUUCAUAUUGAGUUUGACUCUUCGCCAGCCACCGCCUCCUCUCUAUCUCUCUCCAUCAAUGGCGACACCAUACCUCUCCCUUCAACCUCUUUAAGUAAAAAAAAAAAAAACUUUUUGCUUUCUCUUUCUCCUCUCCCAUACACUUCAUUUCUCAAAACCCUAGAUUCACCAAAAUAAACCCUUCUCUUCUUCUUCUUGUCUUUAUGUUCUUGUUUCUUUCAUGUCCACAUGGAUUCUUGUAACAGUGGAAGCUUACAAUCUUCGAGCGAUGAUCACGAGUCUUCAUCAACUGGUGCUCCACAAGAUCACUCCUCUUUCUUCCUCCCACCCUUCCAACCACCACCGUCUUCCUCCACCUACUACGGUGACCCAACAACCCUCUCUUCCUCCUCCUCCUCCUCCGCUACUUAUCUAAACUUUGUCAACAAUCUCAUCUCCGACGACAUUCUUAACCAAACUCAUCUCCUCCCUCCUCAACCUCCACCACCUCCUCCUCCUCCUCCUCCCUCUUCUUCCCGAAACCCUAGAAAACGAACAAGAGCUUCAAGAAGAGCUCCUACAACUGUUCUCACCACCGACACUUCUAACUUCAGAGCUAUGGUUCAAGAAUUCACCGGCGUCCCUGCCUCUCCUUUCUCUCACCCUUUCUCCUCCACUACUCGCCGCUUCGAUAUUUUCCGAUCUCCUUCCGAUCCUCUUACUUAUAACCCUUUUCGUCCUAUCCCUCAAAAACCUUUGAAUCCUUCAACAUCUUCUUUACUCAACCUUCAUCACCACACAACUACUUCCAUGACGUUUCCUGAUCUACCUCUCCCUCAAACUCACCAAGUUUCUACGUUCCAGUCUCUUUUAUCUCAUCAACAUCAUCAUCAACCAACACUCUCCUCUCUUCACGACCUUGACUCGAUGAAUCUUGGAGCAUUACAACAAAAUCACCAUCCUACGGCUGAUGAUGACAACCACCAGCUAAUGAUGAGGCAGUUCUCGGAGUUUGAUCGCCGGACAGAAAAGCCACCGGAGAUUCAUAAUAACAUUUCCUCUUCUUCUUCAGCUCCGAUCAAAGGCUCUUCAGGUACUACUACUACUACAACAACAACAGUUGAUCCCUGGAUUUGCCCUACAGAUUCCAAUAAUUAAAUAUCAUAUUACAUUAUUUUUUAAUAAUUGAAACCUUAUCUUAAAAUCAGAUUGUAGUCACUGAGAUUGAAUUAUCAUAAUUUUUUUUACGAAUGAUAUAUUCCGUCGAAAUAUUUAUUCUCAUAUCUAGUGAUUAUACUCUGUCUACACGUUACGAUGACCCAUAAUGGGGUAUAUGAUUCUCUCCACAUGUUGUAAGUACUGUAUGUAAUAUAAUGUAUCUAUGUAUAUGUUUUUACGUUACAAAUUUGGCUCUUAGGUCUUGAAGAGAAUCUAAUUCGGAUUUGGUUCGUUGGUCUACAAGGACAGUUCACACGUGUAAUGUGUUUUGUUCCAUCGUUACUUUGACAUAUCUUCCCUCUAUAUAUUAUAGGUUUUGUAGUCUAAUUAAUGUCCCGGCAACUUUUUUUUAACUACUCUCCAUCCCUGUCUGUACGAAAUAAAAAGCUAGGUCUUAGUAUUUGUCCCUUUCUUUUUCAAUGUAGUUUUUUUUUUCUAUUUUUGUUAAAAUGUUUUCGACGUAGUUAGCUAGAGCCUAG
Molecule: messenger RNA, 1837 nt
Organism: Arabidopsis thaliana (thale cress)
Lineage: Eukaryota; Viridiplantae; Streptophyta; Magnoliopsida; Brassicales; Brassicaceae
Product: VQ motif-containing protein
Exons: 1
Coding region: 390-1298 (302 amino acids)
Source: RefSeq, marked reviewed